AUGGCUGAGGGUGAAAAAGAGGAAGCUACUAGUCUUCAACUAGAGUUUCAGUGGGUUCUUAACGAAGAAGUCCCGGCUGUAUUUUCUCAACUUCAAAGAAUUUUAAACGAAUGUGCAAAACAGUUUCCUGUUUUAUUAUCCAAUAGUGAAGGGCAAUUGAAACAAGAAAAGUACACCCUUACUUCUUUAACCGAUAGCAUUAAGAGUAAUAUUGUUUUAUGUGGUGAUACAAUUAUUUUCGGAGAGAUAAGUUUUAAAAUUCAAAGACACCAAUAUGUAACAUAUAAAACUGCUAUUACUCAUGAUAAUCCUUGGAAGCUGCAACAAAUUCAAGAUGCUGCAAAUCAUUUACAGCAAGCUUUAAGACUUGCUAAUAGUGUUGAAAAAGACUACAAUUUUAAUUCAAGUGAAGAAGUCCUCCAUGUUCUUGGUAAAGUUCUGAGUGCACUGCAAAGGGGAAGAACUAGUCUCAUAAUACCUCGUAAAAAAACCAUCGAUGAUCUUAUGAAAAGUAGAAAUAUGAAACUUUUGGCGCCUAAUCUUCCAGAAGACUUGGCUUUAAGUUUUUACAUUCAGAGUCAUAAAAUAGUUUUAGCAGUUUACCAAAUUCAGCCUAGUACCGAAAAUAAUACAAUGACUUUCAAUACACUACAGGCAGAAUGUUCAGUUUCAUGGACUAAUGAAGUUCUUGUAUUAUUUACUGUGGCCUUACAGCUUGCUCAACAGCUGAAAGAUAAAAUUAGUGUUUUUUCUCAGUAUAAAGAGUUUCAUAAUGAAAAUCCUGCAAAGUUGAAUUCUUCGGAUAAAGUAUAA
Pediculus humanus corporis (human body louse) is the source of this 813-nucleotide messenger RNA. Its product is annotated as leucine zipper containing transcription factor, putative. The transcript is spliced from 5 exons. Lineage: Eukaryota; Metazoa; Arthropoda; Insecta; Psocodea; Pediculidae. The record is from RefSeq and is a predicted model, not a curated record. Bases 1 to 813 code for a protein of 270 amino acids. Gene Ontology annotation, cellular component: RAVE complex.